Molecule: messenger RNA, 2658 nt
Organism: Toxotes jaculatrix (banded archerfish)
Lineage: Eukaryota; Metazoa; Chordata; Actinopteri; Toxotidae
Gene: traf3ip2l
Product: TRAF3 interacting protein 2-like
Exons: 10
Coding region: 278-1636 (452 amino acids)
Biological process (GO): humoral immune response; positive regulation of canonical NF-kappaB signal transduction
Source: RefSeq, a predicted model, not a curated record
CUCAGCGGUAAACUACAGAGCGAACUGAACCUUCAGUGUCAACAUUUUUCAUUUUUCUCGGGGACGCGACAAAAAAAAGCGACACCUGUCAAUUUACCGUCCGCUGAAAGCGUGUUUUACCGUUGAACAGGUAAAUUUGUGACGUUGUGAAGUGGCCGCCGCGCGCGGAGCGGAGCGGAGCGGAGGCAGCUGUCGCACAGCGCGGAGGUGAAAGCAGCGACGAAUUUCAGGUGCAGCUUAAACCAAACACACAUGGACGUCAGGAGGAAGAGUCCCAAUGAUGCUGCCAACUUCAGUUUACUCGGCUUCAACACCAAAUAGUCACAUCAGCCAGCUGAGCAGAUACCUGAGCAGCCACCACAACACGCCUGAAGAGGACGAUGAGACCAUGAGCACCGAGGAGAGAGAAGCCACGGUUGCUCACAAGCCGGACUCCGCCCCAAAGCACGAUGGCCACCACCCUCUUCCGGAGCACAGCACCUGCACCAGCGCCGACGACUCCCUGUUCAGCAGACGGGGGCUGGACACAGAGCAGGAACACAAACACAGCCACACGCUCCCUCAGCCUGGCCCGAGCUACUGCUCCUACCAGCCCCCUCGCAGCUUCCCACCUGGGUACAGUCAGCCCACUCCAUUCCCCAGUCAGGCUGAAGGGCCUUGGCUACACCCGAGCUUUGCCAGCAGCUGGUCGGGGUAUCCCAACAGCCUGCCGUCCUACGUGAGCCAGAAAGAUUACUCCAGCUCUUCUGGAGAGAGCUGCCUCUCCAAGUACAAGUUCCUGUCCCUCCCCAGCGGACACAGCACCAGUAUGAUCAGCUUAGAGCAGCCGCUGUCUUUGCGCUCCAACCCGCCUUCGGCCGAGUUGUGUCACCAUACCUUAUCUCCGUACUCGUGCUCGCCCCAGGGAGCCGCCUGCUGCGCUCAGUGCCCGGCAGACACCUUCAACAGGGGGCACGUGGUCAGCAAACACCUCGGGCCUCAGUACCACCCAGCACACAGCCCACACUAUCCUGGUGACUGCAGACUUCCUGGAGCUGGAUACACACAGAUUGGCCGCAACGCUCCAGCGAAAGAGAAGCACUCUCCUUACGGCACCAUGCUGUCUCUGGAACAGAGGAGAGUCUUUGUCACGUACGAAGCUGACAAUGACAAGCACGUCAACGAGAUCAUCAACUUCGUUGCUCUGUUGCGACACAAUGGCUUUGAUACGCACAUUGACAUUUUUGAGCAGCAGCUCAGGAGUAUAAGCAAGAUAGACUUCAUGGAGCGGUACCUCAGUGAGAAAGACUACCUGAUCAUCAUCAUCAUCAGUCCCAAGUACUAUGAGACAGUGACAGCGUCGCCUGUUGGCCUGGAGAACGACGAGAGGACCUUCAACACCGUCUACAUACACAAACAGCUCCAGAGUGAGUUCAUCCAGAAUGGAAGCAAGAAUUUCAGAUUCAUUCCUAUUUUGUUCCCUGGGGCGAAAAAGUGUCACAUCCCUAACUGGCUUCAAAACACAAAUGUGUACGGAUGGCCUCGCGAUCGGGACGACAUUCUGCGGCGGCUUAUGAGGGUCGAGAAGUAUAAUCCACCUCCGAUCGGGGAGCUGCCAACCAUUGUUUCCAUCCCCAUAUGCUCCGACCUGGACUGAAAUCCAGAACUUUCUCUCCUGAGAGGUACUGCUCAUGUCUGAGGCGAAUGGGGACUCGUGUGCAUGAUGUUUUAUGUUACUUCGACUGUGACUGUGUAGAGAUUGUAAAUUGUUGUAAUGUGCAGGGUGCUGUGUGAACCUUUCUCCUGGGAUAUGUUGCAUUAUUGUUAUUAGUUCCUUCAGUUCGAUGUUGGUGUAAAAUUCAGGCAUAGAGAUUUUUCACAAGCUUUGUGGUCUCUGCAGCUUGUCAGCGCGCGUCACGCUGCAUGUUUGUAACCUCAGCUCCUCCCUUCCUCUUUGACAACAUAGUUCAAAAUUUAUGGACCGUAAAAUUUGAACACGUCCUUGCAUAUGAAAGAUUUUUGACACUCACACUUGUUUGUGUUGCAUAAUUAAACAUGGAACAGAUUAAUGAUUAAUAAUCUGAUGACUGCAUAUUUACAGUAGACCUGCAGGGCUCUCAUGUAAACACUGACAGAUAUUCUCUCUGGUACACGCUGCCUCAGUCGUAUCAUCUCUCUUAUUGCAGCGUCUGUAAUGCAAACAGCUGGAUGGAGUUAGAAAAAAUAACAGACGCAGCAGUGACAAAAAAAUGACUGUUUUUGGUGCAUGAUAGGUAUUGUUUAAAUAGAAGACAGGUUUAGAUUUGUUUAGUGUGUUUUCAUUUUUUGGGAAAAUGUAUAAUUGUGAUCCCAAUUCUAUGUUAUCACAGUUACCACAAAUGUUAAAUUAUGGCAAAAACUAGAUUAUUUAUUUUUUCUAUAUAAUUAAAACCUUUUUCUUUGUCAUGAAAAGGUGGAUUUUACUGAAUAACAAGGUGCUGACUUUAACCACACUGUUGCUUUUGCCAGUUUUACUACAACUCACGAGCCGCUGGUGCACCACAGCACCAGGCGUGAUUUAAACCAACAGUGCACCUAAUUCAAGUUCACAGACUCCUCAGUAUACGGAAACAAAUGAAACCACUGAAACCAACAUGGUACAAUAUUAUGUGAAGUGCACAGUGUUUGUAAUUGUAAAAA